GAGGCAAGAGUUCCUGUUACUGAAAUAGAAAAACAAGAAAUAACACCUGUUCCUAAAGAGGAAGAACUCGAAGAAAGAGUUCCUGUUCCUGAAGUAGAAAAACCAGAAAUAACACCUGGCCCUAAAGAGGUAAAACCUAAAGAAGCAGUUACUGUUCCUGGAGAAGAAAAACCAGAAAUAACACCAGUAUCAAAAGAAGAAAAACCAGAAAUUACACCUAUUGUAAAAGAGGAAAAAACUGAAGAAACAGUUCCUCUUCCUGAAGUAGAAAAACCAGAAAUAACACCUGUCCCCAAAGAGGAGAAACCUAAAGAACCAAUUCCUGUUCUUGCAGAAGAAAAACCAGAAAUAACACCUGUAUCUAAAGAGGAAAAACCUGAAGCAAUAAUUCCUGUUACUGAAAUAGAAAAACCAGAAAUAACACCCGUCCAUAAAGAAGAAAAACUUAAAGAAAGAGUUCCUGUUACUAAAGAAGAAAAACCGCUAAUAAUUCCUACUCCUAUACAGAAGGAAAAACCAGAAAUAAUACCUAUUCCUAAAGAGCAAGAACUUGAAGAAAGAGUUCCUGUUCCUGAAGUAGAAAAACCAGAAAUAACACCUGUCCCCAAAGAGGAAAAACCAAAAGAAGCAGUUUCUGUUCUUGCUGAACAAAAAACUAUUCCUAAAGAGGAAGAACUUGAAGAAAGAGUUCCUGUACCUGAAGUAGAAAAACCAGAAAUAACACCUGUCCUCAAAGAGGAAAAACCAAAAGAAGCAGUACCUGUUCUUGCAGAAGAAAAACCAGAAAUAACACCUGUAUAUAAAGAAGAAAAACCUGAAGAAAGAUUUCCUGUUCCUGAAGUAGAAAAACCAGAAAUUACACUUAUUGCUAAAGAGGAAAAACCUGAAGAAAGAGAUCGUUUUCCUGCAGAAGAAAAACCAGAAAUAACACCUGUAUCUAAAGAGGAAAAACCUGAAGCAAGAGUUCCUGUUACUGAAAUAGAAAAACCAGAAAUAACACCUGUUCCUAAACAGGAAGAACUUGAAGAAACAGUUCCUGUUCCUGAAGUAGAAAAACCAGAAAUAACACCUGUACUCAAAGAGGGAAAACCAAAAGAAGCAGUACUUGUUCUUGCAGAAGAAAAACCAGAAAUAACACCU
Messenger RNA from Limulus polyphemus (Atlantic horseshoe crab), 1140 nucleotides. RefSeq names its product titin-like. The transcript has a single exon. The record is from RefSeq and is a predicted model, not a curated record. NCBI's taxonomy places the organism in Eukaryota, Metazoa, Arthropoda, Merostomata, Xiphosura, Limulidae. The annotation marks the transcript as partial.